Messenger RNA from Syngnathus typhle (broad-nosed pipefish), 4200 nucleotides. It is a transcript of the gene slc17a9b, whose product is annotated as solute carrier family 17 member 9b. Bases 257 to 1657 code for a protein of 466 amino acids. The record is from RefSeq and is a predicted model, not a curated record. NCBI's taxonomy places the organism in Eukaryota, Metazoa, Chordata, Actinopteri, Syngnathiformes, Syngnathidae. Gene Ontology annotation, molecular function: transmembrane transporter activity. The transcript is spliced from 13 exons. Gene Ontology annotation, cellular component: membrane. Gene Ontology annotation, biological process: transmembrane transport.
CUAACGACCACACAAAGACGUGCAGAGGUAAAAACUGACACGUGGAUUUCUCCUCAGCGGGGCAUCAGGAUUCAGGACAAAACGAGUCCUUCGCUCAGUUUCCGGUCGGCUGUUCUUGAAGCUUUUUUCUUCUUCUUCACAGUAAGAUAUGCAUGUCCGAACAUCGAAAGUCCGCCGUGUCUUCCUGUCUCCACCACCGGGAAGAAAUUGAAGCUGACGGUCGAGGCUGCCGCUAACAUUACAGACAGCACGUUGAAUGGCAGUGAUUCAAAAACAUGGCAAAAACUAUGGUCCAGAUUUGCUCUGUCACAAGGAGAACCAUCCGGCCGACAAGCUUGGAGUCACUGGAUGUCACAAGAAGUGGGCUGAACACAACAAUAACUGGUCAAGGCCGGUGGCAAGGGUAUGGACAGUGGUGCUCCUACUUGGUACGUGCCUCCUCUACUGUGCUCGGGUGGCCAUGCCCAUCUGUGCGGUCAGCAUGGCGGAGAAGUUCAACUGGAGCAAGAGGGAGUCUGGCAUGGUUCUGGGAAGCUUCUUUUGGGGUUACUGCUUCACGCAAGUGUUUGGAGGCUACGUCAGUGACCGGGUGGGAGGAGAAAAAGUCCUCCUGCUCUCUGCAGCUGCCUGGGGCUCCAUGACAGCCUUCACUCCCAUCUUGGCCCAUUUUUGCUCCCAGCCGAUCUUCUCAAUGACACUGGCUCGCUUUCUCAUGGGCCUUUUACAAGGUGUUCAUUACCCUUCUUUGGCAAGCCUGUGCUCUCAGAAGGUGGUGGAGAGUGAGAGAGGCUUCCUCAUGAGCACCGUGGGCAGCGGCUCUUACCUGGGGACCCUCGUAAUCGGAGGGGCUGGUUCCCUCAUGCUGGACUUGUACGGCUGGGAGAGCGUCUUCUAUGUGUCGGGUUUGCUGGCAGUAACGUGGGCAUACUGCAUGUGGAAAUACUUACUCAAAGGAGAAGGGCCAAUCAUCACGCUGGAGUCUUUGGGAAAUGGUGGUCCACAGUCCAAAUUGACCAAGAGGCACUGGUUGCGGCUCUUCAAACAGCCUGCAGUCUGCGCCGUGAUCAUUACACACCUUUGCACAGCGAGCACGUUCUUCACUUUGUUGUCAUGGCUGCCAACCUUCUUUAAAGACACCUUCCCUGAUGCUAAGGGUUGGGUGUUCAAUGUCAUUCCUUGGUUGGUAGCAAUCCCCUCAUCGGUCUUUAGCGGCUACCUGGCGGACCACCUCGUAAGUCAAGGCUUUGACACGGCCUUUGUGAGGAAGUUAAUGCAGUUUUUUUCGAUGGGGGUUUCCAGCGUGUUUACCCUGCUUUUGUGCGGCAACACCACGUUCUCCUGGGCCAUAGCGUUUGUGUCGGCCACAAUGGGCCUCACCACCUUCAGUCACAGUGGGGUAUCUGUAAACGUUCAAGAUCUCGCUCCAUCUUGUGCAGGGGCCUUGUUCGGUGUUAUGAACACAUGCGGCGCAUUCUCAGGGGUCCUUAUGGUGUAUUUCUCUGGGUAUCUCAUCGAGACCACAGGCUCAUGGUCGUCCAUGUUUGGCCUCAUCACCGUCGUCAAUCUGCUUGGCCUUUGCAUCUUCUUGGUCUUUGCUGAGGCCCGCCGCAUUGACAUUGACCCUAGCAAGAUACGCAAUCACCACAUCCAUAUUUGAACACUUUGUCCAAGACCGGACUUCAUUAUCCCGUGGAAGACCUGCAUUGUCUGCACAGGUCUGUCUGUCUGUCUAUCUAUCUUUCUCUCUGGCUUUCUAGAUAGUUUGCUCUCUAGCUUUUGUCCAUUCACACAGUCUGCACCGUCCUUUUGUUGCUCACAUAGAUACACAACCUCAAAUCAUAAAAACACCAGCGUGAUGUCAGAGUACUGGUCAGAGAGGCUGUUGCUUUAUCAAGGUUUUCAGGAUGAACACAAAGCACAUCGUGGUUAAAUGGUAUUUAAAGUAGCUUCAUUUUUAGUUAGGAAGAGGAGUUUGCCAAUUUAAAAAAUGUUUGUCAGAACGGUCAUUAUGACUUGGCAGCAGUGCCCGAUAAAUAUGAUCAGUGAAACUGUCCGGCCCCAUUUUGUACCUCGUAUUUAGACCCUAACAUACUCCUACUCCCUUACUGGUGAAUUUUUGGGCCUGCAAAAACAAACUUAACCCCUUUAAGAGAUCAUUUUAUAAUCAAUCAUUUCUUCAAUUGUACAUUACCUUGAGUCAUAGGCAGGGGCCAGGCAGUUCCUAUUAUCUUAUUAUACUUGAUUUUUGCUUUUAUUAUUGAGCCACUUUAAUAAUAAUAAUAAUAAUAAUUUAAACGUACACCUCCUUGGAAGAAAAAGUCCCAGUCCAACAAAUGAGGAACUGAAUUUCAUUAAAAAUGUGGAGUGCUUACAUCAGAGCAGCUACACCAUACGAUGGGUACCAAAUUUUGCGUAGUGAAAACUAUUUGAUGACGACGUAAUAAGACAGUGACACAAAAAGACCACCAGAUGGUAAUAUAUUACAAGAUUUGUUUGACUGCAGGAUUUUAGAAAAAUCACUUUCUUCGCUUUUGCCAGAUCCUGCUUAAAGAAACUAUUUUUUUUCCCCUUUUUAACAUUCACAAUUAGUCUGAAUAUAGACCCCAAAGCGAAAAUGGAGACCCCUAUCUUUGGCAGUGUGCCGAAGCGUAUUCAGUCAACACGAACAAUAUACGGGACGGCCGUAAACCAACUAUAAUCCAUCCCUUUUUUUUUAUCUUUUAAUUUUCUCAUCCUCGGUCCCAUUCCACAACCGUCCCUCGGACUAAAUGCCCACCUCUGAUCAAAAUUGUAUCCCAACUGUCGAUCCAGAUUUUAAUUUUAGCCUUGGUGGAGUUCUGCACUUUGAAUGCUCCUCGUUUAAAAAAAAAAAAAAUGCUUUUGAAAUGCCACCUCAUUGUCUAGUUACGCAAUGCUUCAAGCGUUUGGUUGUUCUGCCUCUUUUGUUUUCGUGUGAGUUGUUGGCAGCGCUCUUUUGUUCUCUAACUUGUUUGUUCCCCAUCAACAUGGUUACAUGUUUUGUUCCAUUGAGGUGAAAAGGCUUUGAGAUAACGAGUGAGCCCUACCGGUUGCAACAAAUGUUCAAAAGCAGAAAGACCAAAGUUACUGAAAAUGUACAUUUAUUUUUUGGGUAGUUUCAUGAUGUAGAAAUACCUCUUUUAAUUAUUUUUGAAUAAAGUACUUCUAUAUUUUUAUGGCUUAAGAUAUAUUUUGUUUAUAUUUUCAAACUGAAUGAAUAUAUUAAGUUGCGAUGGUACGGUAAAAGAAACCUGAUAGACCUGACUAGUUUUUAUUUGAAUCUCGCUUUUGUGAAAGCACUUAUUGUCGUCAUCGAUGUUUGACUUAUUUGGGAGAUGUCUCCUCCUCCUUCUUUGCUUAACUGUGAGCUUGUUGCACACUGACAUGACGAAUGUUGCACGUGCUGCAAGACAAUGAGAGAUCUUCCGUUUGUAGAAGAACGAAGACUUUUUUUGUAUUGCACAUCCAGAAAUGGUAAAUUAUUGCUUGUAGCAUUUACGCUUGGAAGUUUUAAUAUUUAGUUCAGGUGCUUACUUGACUUUGCUAAUCUAUGCAUCUAAAUUUUUGUGUCUGCUUGAGACUCACAGAUCAUUACGUCACAACUGUUACUGUGUAUCGGCUUGACCUUCACAUACAAAGGCACAGCUUUGUGUGCAUCUUAUAAUGGCUGUUUUUUGUAAUCACACAUCAAAUUUCUUGUCAUCUCAAAUAUGGUUAGAUUGUUUUGUGUCACAGUGUAAAUGUCAUUACUCUUUUUAAUCACAUGCUGCCUGUGUAUAGGGUUAGCAAUAGAAAACGGGAUAAGGCUAGUAUUACAUAAUUGAUCUUGAAUCGCCACACUCUUGAACGUGCACAUUUUCUGUACCUUGUUAACGUUCCUCAAUGUGAAAGCCUUGAACACAUUUGUUCCAUUAUCUCUUCAACAAAUAUGGCAAUCCUCUGAUGUUUCAUGUUUUUCACUUUUACUGUAUUGGUUAUAUUUUUUCUUACCUGCUCUCUGUCACUCAAGCCCCAAACUGUAACAUUACUAAUUGCUCAGUGUGGUUCCUGACAGCUCUCCCGGAUUUUGCCUUUAAAAAAAUAACAGUAUUACUGCAAAAAUGCAGUAUUGUAAAAUUCAACUUAUGCUGUUAUUUAAAAGCAUGUCUUAACUUUGAAUAAAACAAAAACAUAUUUUCUCAA